UGAGGUCCCAGGUGACAUGGAGUAGCACAUAUGCGGAUUUACCUGUGUGGUGUCUAUAAAUGUAAAUUAUAUAUAGGAAAUAUACUGAGGAGCAGCUUUUGCAUUAAGGACAGGCACUUCCAUUAAUAAUUAGAGGGGAUUGAUGUCAGGGCCUACUAUUGUAGAGGUUUCAGCAGGGAUAUUGGUUAUUGAUCCAAAAUUAUUGGGGAGAUUUAUCAAUCAUCCUAAAACCCUAUUAUAUGUAUGAAUCCAGCAGAUCAUCUACAUACAAAAGAGCUGGUUUGUGAUUGGUUGGUCUUGAUACAAGUGAGCUGGCCUGUGAUUGGUCGGUCUGGCUUGGCACCUGCACGGUAUGUUUGUCUGUUGUCCUGACAACCAACCACUCAGCUGGAGCGACCGCCAGAGGAGGAGCUAUUCUGUGAUUUCUGAGCCGUACAAGUGCAUUAUUGUAUUAUUUGUUGCGUCUUAGUGUCUGUGUGUGUUGUUUGUUGUUGUGUGUCUGUGUGUCUGUGCUUUUAUUUCAGGUAACACCUCACUUUCCGGUUAUACCAUCCUUUCCGGAUCAUCCAGUGAUGGAGCGCCACACUUUUGAAAGGACACCCCACUAUGACUACACGGAUGACGAGUACCUAAUAUGAUAGAUUUACCAAGACCAGCAAUUCAUAACAGAUGUAAAGUAAACUAUCUACAGCCAACCCAUACACAAUGUAUAGAGAGGCAGAGCACAUACAUGACUGCCUUUCCAUGCUCGAUAUCACAGGUGGUCCCAACAAUGAGACCCCUGCAAUCAUACUGCAUACUUAUCCCCCAUUCUGGGAAUAGGGUAUACAUCUUAACCUCUUAAGGACGCAGGGCGUAUGGAUACGCCCUGCAUUCCGAGUCCUUAAGGACGCAGGGCGUAUCCAUACGCCCGUGGGAAUUUCGGUCCCCACCGUUAGCCGGUUGGGGACCGAAGCCGGAUGCCUGCUGAAAUCUGCCCGCCCCUGGUUGUCAAGGGGCUCUGGAAAGAAGAUGGAGGCCGUACCUGCAGGAGAAGAUGCCUGGGGACCUGGGAUCUUCGCUUGAGCCUGCAGGAUCCUGAUCAGGUCUUUGAGAUGAACAGAAGGGCCAUAGACAUUAUCACAGCGUUCCAGGAAGAAAACAGAGAACAGGAACUAAGGAUCACCCAAUACUAUGAAGAAGAGGAGAAGAAGGAGAAGGAAAACAAAGAAGAGGAAGAGGAAAAAGAGGAGGAUGAAGGGGAGGAAAAAGAAGAGGAAGAGAAGGAGAAAAAGAAGAAAUAUGAAGAGGAGAAGGAGAACGAAGAUGAGAAGCAGGAUGAAGGGGACAAUGAAGAAAAAAAAGAAGAGAAGGAGGAAGAGAAUGACAGAAAGGAGAAAGAACAAGUGGAGAAGAAUGAAGGGCAGAAUGAAGCAGAGGAAGAGGUAAAGAAGGAGAAAGAUGAAAAGGUCUUUGAGAUGAACAGAAGGGCCAUAGACAUUAUCACAGCGUUCCAGGAAGAAAACAGAGAACAGGGACUAAGGAUCACCCAAUACUAUGAUAUCACGCUCUCUUCUUUACCACACACUGCCAUCUGGCAUCAGGGACAGUUACACAUCUAUGCAUACAUAGAGACCAUCGACACAUUGAGGAUUAUUACCACUAUCUGCAGAUUACAUCAACAUUCAACAAUAAAAGUAUCUCUAUUGUUUAACCCUUUCAGCGCUGGGAUAUGUUUAUUUAAAUAUAUAUAUUUUUAUACACACACUCUACUGUAGAGACCCUGCUCAGGUUUCAGUUUGCGGCCCAAUUUCCUGCCACAGGGUGUGGAUUAAAGUUGCUCGUGAUGCGAUAGCUACACAGCACUUAGCAUGACUGGAAGCCAACAAUGAGUUAAGUGUAUGCAGAAGAGUCCUUGCUCAGCUACUACUUUUUACUGACAAGAAAAAUUCUUCUCAUUGGAGCAGGAAGCAGGAUUUUGGAGAUAACUGGAAAAUGAGUUCUGACUAGGCCUAAACUCCUCUCACAUGGGACCUAGCAGAGAUAUGAGACAAUCAGGUUCAAGUCCUCUAGCCUGUUCAGGACGUAGGGCGUAUGCAUACGCCCUGCAUCCCGAGUCCUUUAGGACGUAGGGCGUAUGGAUACGCCCGUGGGAAUUCCGGUCCCCACCGCUAGCCAGUUGGGGACCGGACUGGGAUGCCUGCUGAAAUCAUUCAGCAGGCAUCCCGGCACAUCGCCGAGGGGGGUCCUGAGACACCCCCAUGUUGGCGAUCGGAAAAAAUGACAUGUCAAUUCAGACAUGCGAUUUUCUCCUAUUUCGGGAUGAUCGGGUCUCUAGUGACCCCAUCACGCG
This is a messenger RNA of Hyla sarda, 2332 nucleotides long. Its product is annotated as cilia- and flagella-associated protein 251-like. The record is from RefSeq and is a predicted model, not a curated record. NCBI's taxonomy places the organism in Eukaryota, Metazoa, Chordata, Amphibia, Anura, Hylidae. The transcript has 10 exons. Bases 960 to 1757 code for a protein of 265 amino acids.